AGGAGAUGACAAGAAGCAGAUGGUUGCAAAUGUUGAGAAACAGCUCGAAGAAGCAAGGGAACUGCUUGAGCAGAUGGAACUUGAAGUUCGAGAGAUCCCACCUCAAAGCCGAGGAAUGUACAGCAGUCGAAUGAGAAGCUACAAACAAGAAAUGGGAAAACUUGAAGCUGAUUUUAAAAGGUCACGGAUCGCCUACAGUGAUGAGGUGCGGAAUGAGCUCCUAGGGGAUGACGGGAAUUCCUCAGAGAACCAGAGGGCACAUCUGCUCGAUAACACAGAGAGGCUGGAAAGGUCAUCUCGGAGACUAGAGGCUGGAUACCAAAUAGCAGUGGAAACCGAGCAGAUUGGACAGGAGAUGCUGGAAAACCUCAGCCAUGACAGAGAGAAGAUCCAGCGUGCUCGGGAAAGGCUUAGAGAAACAGAUGCGAACCUGGGGAAGAGUUCCAGGAUUUUGACAGGAAUGUUGCGAAGGAUCAUCCAAAACCGGAUUUUGAUUGUUGUUCUGGCAGUCAUCAUCAUCUUCACCACCAUCAUGGCUAUUUAUUUUUCUGUCAGGGGACGCUGAUAUCUUUGUUCUUCACUAAACAGCAACAAACUGCUUGUUCUGAGUAAUUAAGACGAAGUGGUCACAUGAAUCAUUCUCUUGCACUGACAGAGUCUCCCUCUCUUUUCCACUAUUCAACUCAGGUGCAAGUGGUAUAAAAUAUUUUGUAUUAUUGAUGGUGUAGUUGAUGGCAUGUGGGGUUGAUUAUUUUUUCUUAAUUUUUUUGUCUUUAUCUGAGUGUUUUCAGAACCUUAAUAUUUGUUGGGGUGAGGGCUUGUUCCAGUAUAAAAAGACUUCACUUGUGUCGAAUACUGCCCCAGACAAUUAGCCUGUGAGUUGCCAGAGUUUAGCAAGGGAAGAGGGGUCUUUGCACUUCUCUUGUGCUAUGCGGGGUGUAUGAAUAUCAAGCAGUAUCUGACCUUCUGUGAUAGAGAAUAUAAGUAAAGCAGAGACCAAAUGAUGUAGAAAGUGAACCUGUCUCCUGUGACUAACUCCCGAACAUGAAUUAGUGUAAUAGGCGUAACCUGGUUAAGAACAGUAGUUAGUUUUAAAAAGAGAGCAACCUUGGGAUGAUUUUUAAUAUCUGGUGUGAAUCCAACACUCGAUUUAACUUUUUUUUUAAUUAGGCUUUCUUUUCUGCUUUUUCAAAAUAAUUCCACUUUCAUCAAGAUCAUGAUAAUGCAUCACUUGCCCAAAAUGUAGUUGUGACCACAGCCUAUACACACUAGGCCCUUAUUGAAGAUGUAUAAAGAUGCUUAUCUAUUCACUGCUGAUUGAAAAGAGACCCUAAGUAAUAGUUCAGUGACAAAUACGUGAUUACAGUGCAUUAAACAAAAUCUAGAUUUCUAAUAUUGGCCUGACCAUGUUGAGACCUCAAUUGGAAAUAUUUUUAGUGUAUUAAAUUCUGAUGUGAUAUCCCGCUUUUUAAACAAAAACUGUAAAAAUGUUAAUUUAUACAUGCUUUUAGCUGAUAUAAUAUAUCAUAGUUUCAUCUACCUGUGUGUAAAUGAGCUGUGUUUCUCUUUUCCUAGUAGCUGUGCUUCUCCUAUAGACAGGUUUAGGCUUAUAAUUAAGCUUACAACUCCAGCAACCAUCAUUUUCUGGUGAUAUGGUAAAGUAAUUUUCAUAACUUUUCAAUUCAUUAUAUGCAAUCCCUUACAAAUAUUUUAAGCCCAUGAACUUAAGCUGCAAAAUCUUUUCAGGAAGAUGUUCAAAGAAACAAAAAGCUGGUGGCUUUCAGGCUCCCCCCAGCUUAGGUAGGAACUGUGCACCGAAUUCUCAUCUGUGCCUUAGGACUUUUGGGGAUUUGGCAUCCCUGCGGUCUCUGCCGACUUGUUGUGCUGUCCCUGGGAGUUGAUUUUGGGAUAAACAUCUGGGAGUUGAUUUUGGCCCUGAGUAAGUCUCCCGUCUUCUCUACGUGGAAACAAAUAACUCAUCCUAAUAAAAGGAUGUUGGUACUGAGGCCAUAGCUAAGACUAUGAAAGAUGGUGAUAAAUGCAGAAUAAAAGGUUCCACAAGAAAAAUGACACUCUUUGAAGCAAAUGGAAGCAUGUGUGGUCAGCUGUGGGGUUUGAGUUACAUGCUGCUCACAACUGAGUUCAGAAGGGGUUUCUGUGCCACGUUUCUCUACCAGCUCACGUCAGCGGCUGUAGGGUUGUGCUGGUACAAAAGUUCCCGGGUAAUCCAAGCCCAUGUUUUUGGGAGGCACUGCUCUGUGUGGUGCGGCUUGGUCACAUCCAGCUCCUCACCUCUACGGCCCUGCACUGCCACGGGGCCAUGGGACCCCCCUCACCGCCUCCUGGGGCACCCCCCCUCCUUUCAUCCUUGCGAGGUGUGUGGCUCUUGGACAAGGAAAGAUUUGGGUGUUCCGCUUGCAGUGCGGAGGCUGGCUGGCCUUCGGUCACGACACACGCUCAGAUUAAGCACUUACGGUUGUGUAAGCAGAGCUCUGGCCGUUAGCUUCAAGUGAUGGCACUGAGCUGAAUUCAGGCAAAUUAGGACAAAGCCUGGCAGCGUUAGAAGGUAUUUAUCCUCUCCUAAGCAAAUUAGGAGAUGCAUAUUUUGUAAAGCAGAAAACUGUCAAGAAGGAAAUCUGAAGCUCCGUCUGUUGCCUAGACAUCCUCCGUGUUGCCUCAAUAAUUUAACUAUCAUGGGGAUUGAUUCAUGACUACUGAUCUUAACAGUGACCUAUGACUAGGUUUUGCCCUCUAUCUAGCCACCUGCUGGAAUCAGCAAAAAGCUGAAAGGAAGCUAGUUUUCCUUAUCCCAGUAUAAAUCUAGGGCAUAGUGUCACAUCAGAUACAUCCACUCAGAUGGGAAUGAGGGAGAGAGAGAGACUGCCACGCAAAGCCUUCAUCUUCACUUUUGAUGAACCUGCCAUGGCUAUGUUUCUCAUGCUAACCUGUUAAUAACUCCUCUGCGCCUGCUUUGCAUCCUCGCGCACUCCCCACAUGUAAAACGGCGCUCAGGUGGACGCUACGCUCUUCAAAACCCGACGCUGCUCCUCGCGCGCCCCGUUUCCUCCGGCCUGGGAAGCGUGCGGGUGGGAUGCACCAGCUCCACCUGUUUUGGUGGGGACUGAGCAACUUCGACUGAGGGCGCAGCCCAAGCCACCCACAGGUAGGGGUGAGAGCCCUGGGUCCAGCCUUCCCCCAAACUAGUUUGGUCGCAGCAACAGCGCAUCUGUGAAUGAAUCCAAGCGCUUACAAAUGUAAACCUCAAAGAGCGAAAUGUUUCUAAUGUUGCCAGCCUUUGUGGAGAAACGACAAAUUAAAAAAACCGCACGCGUGGUGCUGCGUGCAAAAUUCCUCCUUGCUGAACAGCUGCGCUCGCGGAAUAAAUAAACUAAUUCUACGCUGAUACAAAAAUCAAAAGCAAUUUAAUUAAAGACUCUUAAGUUUUAAAGGGUUUUAAAUGCUAUACGUUUUGGGGAAAUAUCAGAAAAUAUAGCUUGACUGACGUCAGUUUCCAUCUCUGGGAUGGGAGGCCAUUUGCUAUUCUGUUUAAGGCAGGCUGGAUUGUCUUAUUUUGGAGCCAGCUUGGUGGGGGGUUUUCUUUGCUGCUGCUUCAGAGCUCUGAGCUUCAAAGGCUGAAAUUAAUGGUGAACAAAAUUGUGCGGCUCUGACCAUCCCAUGCGGGGCAAACCCAUCGAGGGUUAUCAUUAAGUAAAGAAAUAAAGAAAAAAAAAACCUGCCAGUUCCAAAAAAACCUCAUCAGAUAAUGACCUCUGUGAUUGGGUUUUCAUUACCAAACAGCAUCCAGAGA
Molecule: messenger RNA, 3808 nt
Organism: Egretta garzetta (little egret)
Lineage: Eukaryota; Metazoa; Chordata; Aves; Pelecaniformes; Ardeidae
Gene: VTI1A
Product: vesicle transport through interaction with t-SNAREs 1A
Exons: 8
Coding region: 20-565 (181 amino acids)
Biological process (GO): macroautophagy; Golgi to vacuole transport; intra-Golgi vesicle-mediated transport
Cellular component (GO): endoplasmic reticulum membrane; SNARE complex; Golgi apparatus
Molecular function (GO): SNARE binding; SNAP receptor activity
Source: RefSeq, a predicted model, not a curated record